AUGAGAUUCGAAUUCGCCCUGCCCCUGAACGUACGUAUGGGCGACGCGUUGUUUUCCGUACGUUUGUCAACCAAAGUGAAGGGUUUCACCCACUCGGAGUGUGAAACCGCGUUGAGAUCAACUCGACUAGGAGGCGAUUUCGACCUGCAUGAAUCGUUCCUGUGUGCCGGUGGAGAGGCGGGAGUCGAUACCUGCACUGGCGACGGAGGUUCUCCGCUGGUUUGUCCCAGUACCGGUCGCUAUCAGCUGGCUGGAAUCGUUGCUUGGGGUAUCGGCUGUGGUCGGCCAGGGAUUGCUGGAGUGUACGUCAACAGUAGCAUGUACUACGAUUGGAUUUUCAGAACGACGGAAUUGUACGGUUUGGAGAAGGAGGAGGCUGAAAUGAAAGUGCAGAGAAAGUAA
Molecule: messenger RNA, 402 nt
Organism: Culex pipiens pallens (northern house mosquito)
Lineage: Eukaryota; Metazoa; Arthropoda; Insecta; Diptera; Culicidae
Product: phenoloxidase-activating factor 2-like
Exons: 2
Coding region: 1-402 (133 amino acids)
Biological process (GO): proteolysis
Molecular function (GO): serine-type endopeptidase activity
Source: RefSeq, a predicted model, not a curated record